Jatropha curcas is the source of this 447-nucleotide messenger RNA. RefSeq lists its product as uncharacterized. The record is from RefSeq and is a predicted model, not a curated record. NCBI's taxonomy places the organism in Eukaryota, Viridiplantae, Streptophyta, Magnoliopsida, Malpighiales, Euphorbiaceae.
AUGGAAUCAAAUUCCCUUUUCUCCUCAGCGUCUCCCUCACUUUCAAUUUCUUCCCCCAGAAAGUUACAUUUGCAGAAAAUAAUGAAAAGGUCGAGCAAUAGCAUCGCUUUGGCCACUAGAAGAGAUGAUUACUCCUACGGAGAGAUGCUUGUAGAUCAAAGCAUGAUAGUGCUGAGAAAACGCAUACAUGAAAUGAAGAUUAUAGAGAGAAAUUACGAGCCACCAGCAGAUUGGAUGGAUUGGGAGAAGCAAUUCUAUGGAAGCUAUGAUGAUUUUAUAUGCAAAUUUGUAGGUUUUCUGCAAUUGCAUUUGAUGAAUACUAGGCCUUGUUUGGCUCUUGGGUUACUAUUUCUCAUUUCAAUUAGUGUUCCCAUAUCUACGAUCACGAUUGCCCUGCAAUUCUUCGAGGCAGCUAAUGGAGUCAUCUCAACCGUUCAUUUGGGUUGA